This is a messenger RNA of Pomacea canaliculata, 1116 nucleotides long. RefSeq lists its product as uncharacterized. The record is from RefSeq and is a predicted model, not a curated record. Lineage: Eukaryota; Metazoa; Mollusca; Gastropoda; Architaenioglossa; Ampullariidae.
AUGUCGUUCACUGAGGAAAACCGCAAGGACUUGGAGGAAAAGGGUUACACGGUCGUGAAGAACGUGCUCACUGAGGAAGAAUGUCAGACCUACAUCAACCAGUACAAGGAGUGGCUUGCGGACAACUUUCCAUCUUCUACUUUUCCUCAUGUAGCCCACUCUCUAGUACAACGGUAUCAGGUUGGUCACCUGGAACCUUCCUGGCGAGUUCGUCUACGAGCACGUGACAUCUUUGCGCAGAUUUGGGAGACCAAGCGCCUGUUGUCCAGUGUGGAUGCCGUGGCUAUAGGCAGGCCACCUGAGGACGGCGAAGAGGACUUUCACAGCGAGAACAGAGGAUGGCUGCACGUCGAUCAAUCACCCAACAGAAGCGGGCUGCAUGCGUUUCAAGGAGCCGUGUACCUGGAACACGCAGAUGAAGAUGACUGGACUUUCGAGGUUAUCGAAGGUUCCCACCGUUAUUUCGAUGAAUACUAUGAGAAGACGAAUGACCCCAGACGCGUUGGUGCAAGGGGUCACAGGACAUUGAGAGACGAAUAUUUUGAUUGGCUGACGGAGAAUAAGUGCUGUCGCAAGAGAGUUCCGGUUCCAAGAGGAGGCAUGGUUCUCUGGGAUUCGCGCCUGGUGCAUGCUAAUGCUCGUCCUGUCAAAGGAAGGAAAAAUCCUGGAAGAUGGCGCUGGGUGGUGAUAGUCUGCAUGGCACCAGCGUCGUGGGCCACAAAAGAAUCCCUGAAGAUCAAGCGAGAUGCAUACAACAAGCUGCUGAUGACCACACACUGGCCCUGUGACGAUGUGGGUGUCUUCCCGGUCACCCUCCCGUCCUAUGCCGUGAAGGAGUUGCACCCCAUGACAGAAUUACCGGAAGUUGCGCGAGGUGACGACGCCAAGCGCUUGAUGGGCAUCUGCCUUAUCCUCCUCCUGAGCAGGUGGAAGACAUUGAAAACGAAAAGCGGAUCCUGGCCCAGCGGCCGAAGUGGAAUUCUCGCUGCAUACCUUCCGAAAUUGAGAAACCAGUGAAACUCCACAGGGUUUUGAACCUCUGUGGCUUGGCUGUGGUUUUUGUCGGCAUUGCUGUCGCUUCUUGGGUGUUGAAGUUUUGACAAUUUGAACACUCAU